CAAGAUGACUUCCGAAAGCGAGGUCGCAAGCACGCACAUUUGAUGCCUGAAGGUCUUUCAUCAGCAAACAGAUUAAUCAAUAUUUUGUCGAUUGAAGCAAAUUUGCUGCUUGAUCAUCCAGUUUAGAUCAGGUUUUUGGCUGUGUGAAAAGAACAUUCACGCCCGCGUGACAUAUAGAGACAAAGCAUUGAGGCAACGACACCUCAAAAGGCAAUGCGCGGUGUUUCUCACGAACUAAUGAUGGAUAAAGUUAGCCGUUAUAACCCGUUAGAUCUUGUAAAUAAUCAUUCGCAUUUCGAACUGAAAUGGAAGAAGGCACCUCUUGUGGUUGAGGACGAGAGAGGCAUAUGUUUUGAAGCAAUACGUGAUCAAGGAAGGGGAAAGAGGUAUCAUGAAGCUUCCUGCAACAUUCAGAAUCACAGAAUGUUAACCUACUCCAGUAAUUUCACCCUACCACCACCAUCAGCUGCAGCAGCAGUGGACAAUACCAAUGUGCCUGACAGCAGCAAUUAUUCUACUAUCCUGGCGGCCAUGAUCCCGUUAGCAGCUGUGUGUUUUGUUGUGGGGAUUGCCUUGCUAUUGUAUCGUUACUAUAGGAGAACAUCUGGACCAGUCUGGAUUCCUAAGCUCGCCUCUGUACGCGGUCGAUACCGCACUAUGAGUAAUGAAGACCAAGCCAGUCCAGAUAAUUUUAUAAUGGGAUUCUGUAACCCGAUCACAGAGAACUCAGUGGAUUGUUUUGACAAGGCUGACGGUAAAGUUACUGUGUUGGGUUACAGGCCACUCCGUGAGGACACUUACAAACAUGGCGUGAAAGAUUAUAGCCAGCUCUUUAAGCACAUGUUCCCGCGGGAUCGUUUGGUUAACGGCACUGAUCUCGGGACCGGGUGGUUUGGAAAGGUUUACGAAGCAGACGCUCUUCGCAUUAAAACAGGAUUGAGAAGAACCAAAGUCGUGGUGAAAGAACUGCGCAAAAAUUUUGACUCAAAGGCGAAGGAAAUGUUCCUAAAGGAAACGGAUGUUUUAAGGUGCGUUGAGCACAAGAACGUUUUGAGUGUUUUAGGACAGUCAACAGAACAGGAACCGUUUCUAGUGGUUUUGGAACAUUCUCCUUUGGGAGACUUGAAGAAAUUUCUCCUGGAACAACGGUCCGACAGGAAGCGGGAAGGUGUUCCACUGCAUCUGCGCAUGUCUAUUGAUAUCGCUUCCGGGCUCCAUUGCUUACAUGCAAAUCAUUAUUAUCACAGUGACCUUGCUGCGCGAAACUGCUUGGUAUUUCCAGAUUUGUCUGUGAAAAUCGGAGACUACGGAAUUUCAAGAUGCAUAUACAAGAAUGACUACUAUAACAGACCGCAAGCUCCCAACAGCAUCCCCGUUAGAUGGCUAGCACCUGAGUGUGUAGUCUUUCAUGAAGAUGGAACUUUAGUGACUAAACCACCAUCAAGUCAGGGAAAUGUUUGGUCAUUUGGAGUAACACUUUGGGAAAUUGUGGGAGGUGGUAAGCAACCAUAUGAAGACUUACCAGAUGAAGAAGUGUUACAGAGUGUGAUACAGGAUCAGCUGUAUAAGUUACCUGAACCGCACAACAAAGGAAAUGUUCUGGACCUACUUUAUGAGCUGAUGCUUCAGUGCUGGGUAGAACCUGACGGAAGACCUUCGGUUCAAAAACUCGAGUCUACGUUGAUGUCUCUGAUGUCAGGUUGCUCUGUACCCUGUCUUACGACCACUGUUACCGUGAAACAACGAACGGAACUUCUCGCGAGUCAAGCUGCUCCGGAUACUAAGAGUACAUCACAACCGAUUGCCGUGGUUCGUCCUCUUCGCCUCGAACAAGAUGAGCCACAGUGUAAUCAUACUCAAGUCCAUCAGAGCAACUCUAACGACCAAGAACAGACUCCAUCCGAUGUAGAAGUUACCAUUAUUUCUUCGGAACCCCCACCGCCAGUUACAUACAUCGGAAAUCCCUUGGAGGAACUCAGGGAAUGUUCCGAAACAGCGGAAAGUCCAUCAUCGGAGGAGGCGGCUAUGGACUCUCAAACGUCCGUGAUCGUACAUCCGGAGGAUCACGAGUAUGUGAUGGUGCCUGGUGAAGUCAUCCGUAGAAGAGGAUCAAUUUUGAAGAAUCCGAACGCCCCUUCAAAGCCCCCCAAGGUGGUUCAUUUUCCAGUCAACAUUCUCGCCCUGCGAACCGUUCACAAGUAUGAAAGGAUGGACUCCUUUGAAGAGGAUGAAGCAGACGCUAAUCCUAGAACAGAUGACGAAGACGGAGAAGAGUCUGUAGGAAACAAAUCUGAAUUUCGUGCAGAGAAAGACUUUGAAAGCCUUAAUUCAGAAUUAGCUGUAGUCAACGGGACAGAUUUGGCCAACGAACCGCCAUUAUCGCCGACUGAAAAGAAGAUUAGAAUGGCUGCUGGGCGGAAGAAAAUGCUCGAAGACGGCGAUAAAGAGUGGGUUACUGCAGUGGAAUCGAGUUCGAGCCAACCUGCUUAGGUUUGGAAGAAGUUUGACGGACGUCUGUUUGUGGAACGAGCAGCAAGGCAAUCCUAACUGAUGAACUGAUGAAUGGAGAUGCCGGCAAAGUGCGACAAGCCCCAAACGGUCGGAUAUUGUAGUCAAGUGACUAACGUAGUUUCAUAGGAGAUUGAUAGACCAAAACUAACAUCCAUCAAAAAAAAAAAAAAAAAAACCGUUUAUAGAUACGAGUGGCUCCUCGCUGAAACACUACAGUAUGUUUUGUUUUAGAAAGGUUCGAAAUCGGCCUUAAGUUAAUUCUUUAGAAAGUUGAUUAUAGUCAUCACAUGUCAUGAAUUAGUGUUUUGGAUACAAGGUUAAAGGUACCAUUAGAAUCCUGAAUUUGGUACUUUCAACUCGAAAAUAGAAUUACAGUGCACGAGGAACAACAACAAAAACCCUUCCUAAAGGAAAGAAUAUUGCAUGUCAUAUCGGCAAUCCUCUUGCUAUGGAAAGAUUGAAAAUAUUUUUCUGGGCUUCUGAACUCGCCCGUUUAACUUCGAUUUCAGCGGUAUAUUUUUGUAUCUGCUUCAGAAAUCGUUGACUUCCGUCAUAAUUUGAUACGCAUAUAGUGCGUUAGCAAUUGAAACUUCGAUUUCGAACAAGUUGUUUUUCAAGCAUUUGUCGAAAAUGUGAUAGCAAUUGUGUUUAUCGCAUUACAUUUGUAAUGGAAUAUAUUUUUAAAUGAGUAAUUAUGAUAAUUUACAGAAAGGAAGAGAAGAUUUAUGUGCAAAAUGUUACUAAAAUAAAGGAAAAAGUUCUUAGUUCUUA
Molecule: messenger RNA, 3282 nt
Organism: Stylophora pistillata
Lineage: Eukaryota; Metazoa; Cnidaria; Anthozoa; Scleractinia; Pocilloporidae
Product: BDNF/NT-3 growth factors receptor
Biological process (GO): protein phosphorylation
Molecular function (GO): protein kinase activity; ATP binding
Source: RefSeq, a predicted model, not a curated record